AUGAGGCAGACGAUGGAGAAGAUGGCCAAGAUGACUGAAUCGGAUCAUUCACACUUCAUGCGCGUGGCUUUCGGCCAUACAACCCCUCUACAGCCGGACUAUGAGGAUAUUGGUCCUGUUGAAUUCAGCGAUCCCACCUUGAAUGACUCGCAGAAAGAUGCCAUCCGAUUUGCCUUGGCUUCGAAAGACAUUGCACUUAUCCAUGGCCCACCGGGCACGGGAAAAACACAUACUAUCAUUGAGCUUAUAAUGCAGAUGGUACAGCGUAAAAAGAGAAUAUUGGUCUGUGGUCCGUCUAAUAUCUCGGUCGAUAAUAUCGUUGAGCGACUGGCGCCGAAGAAAGUACCGGUUGUACGAGUCGGGCAUCCCGCCCGCCUUCUCCCUUCUGUCUUGGAACAUUCCCUCGAAGUCCUCACGCAGACAUCGGACGCUGCCAGUAUUGUCAAGGAUGUCCGUAAGGAGAUCGACGACAAACAAGCUAGUAUUCGCAAAACACGAACGGGACGGGAAAGAAGAGCGAUCUACGACGACCUGAAACAAUUGCGCAAGGAAUUCCGGGAACGAGAGUCUAAAUGUGUGGAUAAUCUCGUUCGGGAAAGUAGUGUUGCUGUUGCUACUCUACACGGCGCUGGUGGACACCAAUUGAAGAACCAAAAGUUCGACGUGGUGAUCAUUGACGAGGCCAGUCAGGCGCUGGAAGCCCAGUGCUGGAUCCCUCUGAUAUCUGCGGACAAGGUUGUUCUCGCGGGUGAUCACUUGCAAUUGCCUCCUACUGUCAAAUCGACGAAUUUGAAAUCCAAGCCUGGUGCAGAGAAGAAAGACGAUGGUCCCAAGAAAGAAAUCCUGAAGGGUGUCUCCCUCGAACGAACCCUCUUCGAUCGGCUCUUGUCACUACAUGGCUCGGAUAUCAAGCGAAUGCUGACCACCCAGUACCGCAUGCACGAGAAGAUCAUGCGAUUCCCGUCCGAUGAGCUCUACGAGUCGAAACUAAUGGCCGGUGAUGCGGUCAAGUCGCGAUUACUAGCAGAUCUUCCAUAUGAAACCCAGGGUACGGAUGAUACACAAGAACCCCUCGUAUUCUGGGACACUCAGGGUGGAGACUUCCCCGAGAAAGUUGAAGACAAAGAAAUCGGUCAGAAGGAGGCCUUACUUGGUGAAAGUAAAAGUAACGAGAUGGAGGCUAUGGUGGUCGCCCGACAUGUGGAUAAUCUGGUGGAAGCGGGUAUCAGGCCUGAAGAUAUUGCCGUGAUCACCCCAUACAACGGGCAAUUGUCGGUGUUGUCUCAGAUGCUACGAGAGAAACACCCAGGCCUUGAGCUUGGCAGUGUGGAUGGAUUCCAGGGUCGUGAAAAGGAAGCCGUCGUCGUGAGUCUAGUCCGCAGCAAUGCGGAACAUGAGGUGGGUUUCCUUGGCGAGAAACGACGUCUGAAUGGUAAGCUUGUCCCUGCCUAG
Molecule: messenger RNA, 1452 nt
Organism: Penicillium cosmopolitanum
Lineage: Eukaryota; Fungi; Ascomycota; Eurotiomycetes; Eurotiales; Aspergillaceae
Exons: 1
Coding region: 1-1452 (483 amino acids)
Molecular function (GO): ATP hydrolysis activity; 5'-3' DNA helicase activity
Source: RefSeq, a predicted model, not a curated record